GAAUGGCAAACUCCAGGAGAAAAUCGGAAAUUCCCACGGAGUAACCAUGACCACUUGUUGCCUAGGAAACGCUGAAGAAAAACAUAAACAAAAGAUGAUGGACUGGGCCGAAGAACUCAAGAUGACCAUCAGAAAGACGACGGCCAGGAAGGGUCGUCGCUCCAAGAGUCGUGAUGUGUUGAAGGAGGAGCCUGCACAGGUGGCUGCAGGCUCAAAGGAUAUUUCCAUUGACAUCACUCUGAAUGUUCAGGCAGGAACCCCGCCCACAACUUCGGAUACGGCCACUUCGUCCACGUACAACAAUGAAUUCGAAUCGCAUCGUCCACCCAUUCGUCGUAUUUCGGGGGGUUGGGCGGAUUCUGGUCUAAAGGGAUUAAAGUCAAAGAAGAAUUCCUUCGAUGACGAACGUUUUAGGCAAACGAAGUCGGCGACAAACUCUAUUCCAACGGAUGACAUUCCCGUGAUCCCUGAUAUGGAUGAUGUUAAGGAUGAAAUUAUGCUUAAUGAGAUAGUAGAACCGCCUACUAUUGGCACAUCUCGUUCUGCAGUUCUAAAGGAAGCCAAUUCCGAUUUGCUUUCUCAGUAUGCCUUUUCAGCUGUGGACGGUUUUGAUCUCUCAAUCCUUACCGAUUGCCUAGUUCCACAGGAGAGUCUCAAUGAAAAGGAUGAACUCUGGCAGUGGGACAAACUAUUUACAGAAGUCACAGCUGAAAUCCAUUCGGAUAAGGUGCCCAAUAUUGGCAUGAAGAUAGGACCUGAUGUAGUGCCGCCCACACAAUAUUCUUAAGAUAUUUAACUUACAAUUUCAGUGCAAUACGAAUACUCAUUUUAAAUUUUAAGGGAAUACAAACAUUUUCUUGCCUUAAAAGAUCACAAAAUAUACAUAACAGAGAUACUCAA
Molecule: messenger RNA, 900 nt
Organism: Drosophila eugracilis
Lineage: Eukaryota; Metazoa; Arthropoda; Insecta; Diptera; Drosophilidae
Gene: IFT43
Product: intraflagellar transport protein 43 homolog
Exons: 5
Coding region: 47-787 (246 amino acids)
Biological process (GO): intraciliary retrograde transport
Cellular component (GO): cilium; intraciliary transport particle A
Source: RefSeq, a predicted model, not a curated record